This is a messenger RNA of Desarmillaria tabescens, 1008 nucleotides long. RefSeq lists its product as uncharacterized. The record is from RefSeq and is a predicted model, not a curated record. Bases 1 to 1008 code for a protein of 335 amino acids. NCBI's taxonomy places the organism in Eukaryota, Fungi, Basidiomycota, Agaricomycetes, Agaricales, Physalacriaceae. The transcript has 6 exons.
AUGAAAGUUUCAAAAGUCAACUAUGUCCCCAAUAUUCGCACUAUCGACGACUUAGACAUCCCAUUCCUUGGCUGGGAAAUUAUGGAAAGGCAUCCUCUUUUCCUCCCGGAUUUCCGACACACCUUUUAUCUCAGUGACGACAUAUCUUUGAGCUUCUAUCGUCUCAUUACCAGAAUCGAUACGUAUGCUCACAACAACACCAUUGCAAAACUCUGGCCCAGAGUUUCUUGGCAAGGAAGUCUAAUGGUGGUAGCACAUACCACAUUGGCGGAGCGUCUGAUUGAUAUCAAUGAAGUACUCGAAAACACCGGCUCAGCCUUCAAGCCUAUACUCGCACCACCCUCACCGCUAACUCAUGAGGGGACAAGCCUUAACGAAGAAACCUGUUUCUGUCAAUCGUUGGCUGGCCAUAGUUCGGAAACCGUCAGCAACGCUGUUCCUGCUGCUCAGAGAGGUGCUGAAUGGGAAAGCGCACGUUGCUUUCAACAAUACGUCCAUGAAGCGAUCAGGAUUCGCAUUCGGUCAGGUCUUUCUCGGUAUAUCUCGCGAUCAGAAAUCAGAAACUUUAUUCUUGCUUUGAACACCUUCAAAUCCAUUCUUUUUGGGGGGUUUAUCACCUCCGUUCUUCGGUAUAAUCAAGAUUGGCCUAUGCCUCCUCGACUUUGCAUAUCAGUCCCACAUGAAAAAUGUACCGCUUGGACGGAAUACUUAAAAGACAAUAACUGUCGACCCCGAGGGGGUUUGGAGUCCCAUCAAUUAAGUUUCAGUACCACGGAAACUGUCACGUAUGAAGACUGGGCUAUGGGAAAUCUUGUGAGCUCCUCAAUUGUUUGUUUCUAUCCCACCUUCAUGUCAGAAUCUCAGGCCAUAGCUCGUAGCCCGUGGGAGGUGAACCCUCACUACAUCAUGGCGUUGGAGCGUUACGCAAUGGGCACUUUCAAGGAAGCCCUUGUGGCAACCGGUGCCCUGCACUCCAUCGGAAUGUGUGUGGAUUUCAACAUAUUUUAA